AGUAAACGAUCGUGGUGCGCUCUAUUUGUGGAAAUACGAAAUUAAUAAACAAAUAAUAACAAAUCUUUUAUCAUGAAUCAUGAGUUCGUAAAAUCAUAGUUCAUAAACAUUAACCAUGCCCGACUUCUCACAUAAUAAUAAUAUAAUAUUAUUAAAGGAUUUAUGUUUAUUGUAACAUCAUGGAAUAAAUAUUAAUCAAUUUAUUAAUCAAUAGUUUACUGGUAAUAGGACAAUAUGAUUAUGAUGUUAUCAUGACUUAUAAAUCAUAAUUUGUUCUGAAAAUUGAAAUCUCUUGUAAUGUAUAGAAAAAUCGUUUAAAAAAAAAAAAUUAUUUUUUAUGAUUUUGUGGUAUAUUGUAAAAUUGUUUACAGCAUUAGUGAUAACAUAAUUUUUAUUUUACUUUGUAAGUAUAAGUUUUCCGUUGUUGCUUGCUUUAAAAACUGCAUUUUAUGUUUUUAUAAGUAUUUUAAUUAUGUUUUAUGUUUGUUAUUAUUUCCAUUAUAUAAAUAAUUGAACAAAUACCUUUUGUAUUACAUUUUUAUUUUAGAUUUGGAAACCUUAAAUUAUACAAUGAAUGAAAUUAAUGAAGAUAUCGAACGAGUAAUUGAUUUACUUAAUGUAUUAAAAACGAGAUAUUUUUUUCUGCGUACUCAAUAUGAUAUUGGUAAAGUAUUAAUAAUUAUCUUAGAGCAAUUAUAUGGACAUUUUUUUGUUGGUUCACUAUUGUUGGUGUUCAGUAUUCAGUUAAAAUUUAAACUAAUCAAACACUAUUAGUAUAUAUAGUGUAACCAACACUAUUAUGCAUUGUACCUAUUAAAAUGUAUUUUUAAAAAAGUAAUAUUUUUGUUAGGUAGUAGGUAGUUAACCUAUAAAUUUUUGAUAAUCAUUGUUGAUUGAAAAAAAAUUAAUAUAUUAUUAAAUGCCAGUAAAUAUCUAAAAAAUAACCAGAAUAUUUAACAAUUUUUACUUUUUAUAAAAGAUAAUUAAAUAAGUAUUCUGAACAAAUUUUAAGUCUCCACAAUGUUUCUAGAAAUCAAAUUACAACUGGUUUAUUUAUAACAGUACCAACACUGUUGUGUUUUUUUUUUUUGUUUCAGCAGAUUUCCGCAUUAAUGGGGCCCAUUUAAGAAGGUUUUAUUGUAUUUGUAUUUUAAUUAUGUUUAAUAUUAUUUAUGACAAUAUUUUACUAUUUCUUUUAUGACAGUAAUUUCAAUCAAUAUUUAUAUAUGUUUCAGAACUUAAUUCUAAUUUGAUGAAUAUCCAUCCAGAUUAUCAAGGUACAUCUAAUGUAAAAAAUCUCCAGUCUUUCAUCAUGAUAGAACUUUAUCUAUUGGAAUAUGCUUGUACUUAUGGUAUAUUUUCAUUGAAUCUGUAUGCAACUCGCCUAAAAUCUAAUUUUUUUGAGAAUGAUAAAGACCAUCAUUUUUUAGAGUAAUACAAUCUAUGUUAUAAUUUUGUAUUAUAAUUAUUUAUUUUGUUAUUAUUUGUUUUUAUAGAAUUCUUAAAAAGGAAGUUCAAAGUUUACUUGAGACUAACAAUGAAAUUAAAAAUCUUUCUGUGGAUUCUUAUCACAGUUUUCAUUCUUACAUAAAUUCAUAUAUGGUAUAUGCUAAUGUUUUAAAUGAUAUUAAUAUAUCAGAGACAAUUGAAAUGAAUGAAACACAAACAAAGAAGUAAGUGUGAUCAAUUAAAAGUUGAAGUACAUUACAAAUAUAUUACUUGUUUAAUAGAUUACUAGAAAUUAAUUUUUUUUAAAAUUUGAAUCAAAUGUGUGUACAAUUUUAAAUGUCUAAAAUUAACAUAAAAACCAAUUUGAAAUAUUAUUGUUAAAACUAUAUUCAUUAAUUAUAUACAACAAAUAUAAAACAACUCCCAUAGGCAGCAGAGUUCUAUUUUUUUUUUUUCAUUUUCAAAGUUUUUACAAAUUAUUUAAAUAGUUAUGGUUUUUUCAAAGUUUUUUUCAUUUUAAUUUUGUUUAUAUUCGUAUUUACUGUGUAAACGUGCAAUUUGAUCAUAAAAAAGGUAGAGGAGGGUUAUAUAAAUUGAAACCUCCAAAAGAAACAUCCUUGACACUAUGCAUCUAUAAACUGGCAUUAUCCUUGCUUCACUUAAGUGGUCUAUAGAAGUUUCAAAAAACAAAAGUGGUUGGUGAGGGGCUUAUAAGAUGAAACUUCAAAAAGACAAAUACUUGAUGCUUACACAAUAUGUAAUUAAAAUUGUAUUUCCUUUGCUUCAUUUGAAGGGUUUGUAAAAGUUUAUAAAACCAAACAACACCAUUCUCAUGCAAAAAUAUGAUAAAAUUUUAUCACUUCAAUUCACCAUUUAAACAACUCUAAUUCCCGAGUUUGAGCUCUCAUUUGGUCUAGAGGGAUCCUCUAAAAGUGUCAAAAAGUAAUGGAAAAAAUACAUAUAUUAGGGUGACGUUAUAUUUUAUUAAUUUUAGAUUCAGAGCUAUCAAGGAAUGUAUUGGUUUUACAAUGAUUUCUAAAAUUUUGUACUUUUUUUUGCUAUCUGUGUACCACUUUUCUAACAUAAAUCUUGCUCUGAUUUUCAAGUGUAGUGCCUUUUCUGAAAGGAAAUUUUAUCUGUGUUGUACUACCAGAUCAUGUUUUGAUUUUACAAGUGGUUUUCAUAAUAAUUGAGAAAAACUAGAAAAUUUAAAGUCAUGUUUAAAAGAAACUUCUUACCAAAAUGUUUUUCAAUAGCAGUGGUAUAUUGUUGUAUACAGAUAUAAAUUAAAUUCCCCUCUAUAUAGGGUUGCCAUAAUUUAAUAAAGCAAAUCUGAGACUAGAAAAAAUAGUAAAUAAAAUUAAACUAAAAAUAUGAUUAUUAGGUAUCUAUAAAUUUAUAUGUAUUAAAAAAAGAACACAAGUAAUAACUAGUUUGGAUUUUGGACAUUAUACAUAUCCGGUAUUCUUUAAAAAUCUUAUCGUUAUCUCUCAAUUACAGUUAUUAUUUGAAGAAAAUGUCGAAAUUAAAUAAUAUACAUUUUUUUUCAAAACCAGGACAUAUUGACGUACUGACAUUUUAUUUUCGGGACAUCAGUACAAUAAGUCAAAAACCGGUGACAGUCCCAGUUUUCCAGGACGUAUGGCAAUCAUACUUCUAUAUCUUACCUUCUCAACUUCUCAUCUGCAAGUUACAACAGUGGCCCACCUGUCGGGCGAAAUAUGUCAGUCUUUUUAAAUUCUGGGUGGAUUGAAGAACCUUAUGGUUUUACAAAGAUUGUUAUUAUUAUUUUUUUUGUUCUGUAGACUACUUUUCUACCAGACAACUUGCUUUGAUUUUUACAUGUAGCACCUUUUCUGAAAAGAAAUCGGUAUGGGGAGGUAUAAGAGAGGCAAUUUUAUGAUUUCUCAAGAGUUUUCUUAUCAAAUGUGAAAAACUGAAGAAGAAAAAAAAAAGGAAAAAUAAACGAAAUAUAUUAGUAAAAUAAAUUUUCUUGUGGACAACUUUUCUACAAGCAAUUUUGCUCCAAUUUAUAAUUUUAACAAUGUUUCUAAAAGUACUAAAAUUUAACUGGGAGGUACUUUUAAGAGGUAGUUUUUCGAUUUUCUUAUUUUUCUCAACAAAUAUGAUAAACUGAAAAAAAAACAUGGAAAAAUUGUUACAUUAAAAAAAUAUUAUAGAUAAUAUAUAAUGCCUAUUUAAUUAAUUUACCAUAAUAUGGCAUAUACAAUGUUGACAAAGUGUCACUACCAACUGAACUCCACUCAGAAUCAUUUUUGUAAGCAAUGAUUAAUUGUUGUUAAUAGAUAUAUGCUAAAUUACCUAUAACAGUGGCUGCACCCGUCCUUAUUAUCCUAGGACAUCUCUUUUUUUUCUUUUUUUGCUCUAAGUUUUAGAUCAUUAAAAUGAUUUUUGGAUAAAAAAUUUAUCAACAAAUAGCUGGUUUUUUUAAAAAAUUUUACUGUCUAAAUACUAAAAAUAAUUAGAACAAAAAAAAAAAUAGGUACACUGGAUAUUUUUGCUUACAAAAUUAGAUUACUGAUUUCUGAAAUAGGUACUAUUUUUUAAUACUUGAAUACAUGAGGAUUUUUUGUAUAGUUUUGUCUCGGAGCAAUAAUAUUUUUUACUUUUUCUUCAAGUGCAUUUUCUACCCUCUGAUAUAGGAAUUAAAUUUGAUGCAAUAAUAUUUUUUGUGUGGUAAAUUCUAUUCAUUUUUAUAUCAGGAUAUUUAAAUGUAGCUCACCCAAUUUAAAUUGAUAAUUUUGAUAAUAAUAAUGUAUAGUAUAUUUUUUUAAAUUUUAUUAUAUAAAUGAGUACAUUUUUAUAUUAUCUAAAUAUUAUUAAAAAUAUUUUACUAUAAUUUCUUGAAUGUACUCUACAUAAGUAUUAGCUUAUGCUUUUCUUGUACUUAAAUUAAUUUUUGGGAUACCCAAGAGCAUAAAAAUCCUUUUUCCAGAAACCAGAUUGACAAGUCUACUAAUUGUUGUUGUACCAGUUAUAAAUGGCAUCAAACAAUUUUUUUUAUUUUGUAUGUUAUUUGCAAUCAUUGCGAGUAGUAAUAACCUUCUCCAUAAAGUUGAGGUUUACCAAGUAAUAUCUUUAUUUUUUUUUUCGUCAUCAGAACUCAGUGUUUCAGAUAAAAAACUAAUGAUGUAUGUUGCUUUUAUUUUACUUAUUUUUAUGCGACCCAAUGCCAAGCAAAUAUCUGUAGGUACCUAUUUAUAAUUAAUGUUAUUUAAUUUUAAAUUUCUCUAAUAGUUCAUAUGAUGCGUAGCAAUCAUUUAAUCGCCUAACUGUAUUCACUCAGAGUCUGAAAUAGUAUCAUAUAUUUUUGGACUGUAUAUUGUUUUCUAUUUUUAAUUUUAUUUUUACAAAUGCAAAUUAAAAAUUAAUAUAAUAUAUUAUUAUUUAAUAUAUUAUACUAAAAUGAAAUAAAAAUAAUAUUUCUUAUUUUAUUAUGGUUAAUUAUUUUGACUGUAUAAAAUACUUAUAAAACAACUAUUUUUGAUAAAUUUGAUGAUAGUAACUUUCAGAAAUCACUUUGAAGGAAACAUAUAUGACUGGUACUAUUUUAAAGUUUCAUUAUUUUAAAUAGCACUUCUUUAGCAAUUAAACAAUAUAAUUUAUUGUAUUUUAAUUAUUUUAUAUCCUUUUAGAUUUCGAGUAAGAUGUGUUUGAGUUAUUUAAAAUGAUCAGAUGGUACAUUUUUCGAAAUUUCCAAUGUUUAUUUUCAAAAAACUACUCACACAUUGGUCAUAGUAUGAAUUACGCCAGUCUUUUUAUAAUUAUUCUCAGAUAAAUUAGAUGAUAUCAGUAAUAAUAGUAUUUAACACUUUUCCAUGAAAGUGAUAUCUUCCAUUAUAUUUUCUGGUCCAAGUAGCGUUGCUACAAACCUUUUUGUUUGAUGUUUUACUAAAUGAUUAACCUUGACAGGAACAUCCUGAUAUAAUUGGCUGUUGUCAUAAAUCAAAUAAUACAUGAAGUUAGGAUUUAAAUUCACAAUUACUUAAAACACCUUUUCGAGUUUCAUAAAUACAAACUCUUGUAAAGGAUAGAUAUUAUAAACAUAAAACAUCAGAAUUUUUAAAAAAUAAUUUAUUUUCAUAGGAAAAGAGACAAACUGAUGAAGAAAAUGUCAAAUAUCAAUAUGAUGGCAAACUUUAUUACAUUCUUAGUAACUGACAAAUUUACAGACUUUAGAACAGAAGAUGGACGAGCUACAUUAAAUAUAGCCAUAAAGUAUAGAACUCCGAGAACUAUAAAAUAUUACACAGAUAAGCAAAAUAGUAAAAAAUAAUUUUUGGAUAAUAUAUAAUUUUUUUUUUAAAUUUUGUGUUUUUUGUGUGUUUAAAUACAUUUUAAUUAAGUUGAACCUUAUCAUUUUUAUUAUUCUAAUAACAUAAUAAUAAGUUACUAAUAACAAUUUUUAUAACAAUAAAAUAUGUACCUACUUUAUAUUAUAUUUUGUAUAUUGAAUUUGUAAAAAUAUACUUGUAUAAUUAUUUAUAAAUUAAGACAAUUAUGAUUACUCAGAAAUUAAAAUCUUGUGUAAACUAAAAUAUUUUGACUACAUGUUUCAGAAUUUGUUAAAAUAAUUACAUAAUAUAGUGGAUAAAUGUAUAAUAUAAUCUUGGAUUAAACCAUUUCUUAAGUUAAUAUGAUCUAUUGAUCUCUGAAAAAAACCUAACAGUGAUAUCUAUGGGAUUACAUACAUUGAGGCCAAGUUUGCCUCUGCUUUAGUCUAUACCUUCACUUUACU
Cinara cedri is the source of this 6208-nucleotide messenger RNA. Lineage: Eukaryota; Metazoa; Arthropoda; Insecta; Hemiptera; Aphididae. The record is from the annotation of a GenBank genome assembly.